Molecule: messenger RNA, 2213 nt
Organism: Perca fluviatilis (European perch)
Lineage: Eukaryota; Metazoa; Chordata; Actinopteri; Perciformes; Percidae
Product: C-X-C chemokine receptor type 2-like
Exons: 2
Coding region: 99-1181 (360 amino acids)
Biological process (GO): immune response; neutrophil chemotaxis; G protein-coupled receptor signaling pathway
Cellular component (GO): membrane
Molecular function (GO): chemokine receptor activity
Source: RefSeq, a predicted model, not a curated record
UAUGCUUAGGGUGUGAUGGGAGGGGUGUAGAGAAAUACAGUGUUGGUUCCCUGUCUCUUUGUGACAUACUCUGUGCCUCCUACAAAGAAGACGCCACAAUGACUGAUCCAAACACGUCUUCUUUUAUUCUAGACUUUGGCUCUAUUUAUGACGAACUCAACUUUACUUAUAAUGACACCGAGUUCAACGUAAACCCCGAGACGCAGCCCUGCGACGCCUUCAGCAUCCCAGAUGCCGUGAUCGUUGUUGUCAGCGUGUUUUACGUCCUCGUCUUUCUGCUCGCCAUUCCUGGGAAUCUGGUGGUGGGGCUGGUGAUUGGCCUGAGCAAGCAGUCGCUGCCUCCCUCUGACCUGUACCUCCUGCACCUGGCCGUUGCCGACAUCCUGCUGGCCGUUACGCUCCCCUUCUGGGCCACCGCUGUUACCAAGGGUUGGGUGUUUGGAGAAGCCAUGUGCAAAAUCGUCACCAUCCUCCAAGAGCUGAGCUUCUACUCUAGCAUUCUCUUCCUGACCUGCAUUAGUAUUGACCGUUACAUGGUGAUCGUGAGAGCUAUGGAGGCCCGCAGGGCUAACAGACAGCGAGUCAGCUGGGGAGUUUGUGCUGCCGUCUGGACUGUUGGCGCUCUCCUGUCUAUGCCGGGGCUUUUAAAUUCUUCUUUUAAAUCCGAAAGCUCCAGCAUGAUAGUGUGCGCUGAAAAGUACGAUCCCAGCAGCGCCGACAUGUGGCGGCUGGCCACCAGAAUUCUUCGCCACACUUUGGGGUUUUUAAUCCCCUUGGCCAUCAUGCUGCCCUGUUAUGGAGUAACCAUCCAGCGCCUCCUUCACAUCCGUGGGGGAUUUCAGCGGCAGCGAGCGAUGAGAGUGAUCGUGUCCGUGGUCGUUGCCUUCCUGCUUUGUUGGACGCCGUACCACAUCGCAGUGAUGGCAGACACUUUCUUCAGGUCAAAGGUAGUGCCGUACCGGUGCCCAGCAAGGAUGGCAGUGGAUCGGGCCGUGUUUGCAACCCAGAGCCUGGGGCUGCUCCACAGCUGUGUCAACCCGGUGCUGUAUGCGUUCGUGGGAGAGAAGUUCAGGAGGAAUCUGUUUCAGAUCAUGAGGAAGAUCGGCGUCCUGGAGAGAACGUCCGUGACGAGAAGCAGCAGGUCUUCACUGUCAUCAGAAAUCACAUCCACGUUCAUGUGAGAACACCCAAGAGACACUUUGAACUAUUCCCAUAAAUGAACCACAUCAGGGUAUGUACUGAAGGAUCUCACAUGCUGGACAGCAAAGUUUUGAUACUGCAUUUUUUUUGGCAACUCAUAUCUGGUGGGAAACUCAAUCAUUUAAAAAAAAUAUAUAUAUGAAAUUUGCCUACAGUUUACCUAAAUUUGUAAAUAUUUUUUCAUACUUUUCUCUAUUUUUUCAUCAUAUUGAACUUGGUUUACUAUUUUAUGUCUUAGCUACCUAUUUCUACUUGCAUGUUUUUAUAUUUUUGUUAUAUAUACAUAUUUGAAUGAGCAUUGUUGGCGGGAGCCAAAGUUCUAAACGUUUGAUUGCCAGCCAUUGCUUCUCUGCAAUUUUUGUGCACAUGACAGUAAAGUAUUUGAAAGUUGCUUUCAACCCUGUCCCGGCUAUGUUGUUUCAAGUAAAAAUCCCCUCUCUUACCUCAGUCAGGUCUAGUUCUGAGGAAACUGUGGCAAACAUGUUUGUCAAGUUUCAAUGUUAGACUAUAUUUCAAAACAAUAGUACUAUGUCACAACUUGAAAACCAACAUCCACUGAUGAACACCUUGAGAUGCAGCUGAAAGCUCUGGGGGAAAAAAAGGAAGAAUUGGACCUUGAGUUAAGACACUUCAGCAUUAAAUAGUGAAACAUCUGACCAGUCAUUUUUCUUUUAUAAGUAUAGCAUAUGCAUGUGAAUUAUUAAAUUGAUUUUGUAUUAUUCAGAUUUCCAAAUCAAUACCAAUGUACUUUAAAGAGCAUUUAACUUCCAGCUCAAUGUCUACUGCAGCAAGUGAAGCAGAAACCAAACUAUCCUGUGCAAUACUUGUUGACUUCUUAUACAUUUUUAUAGUAAUGUAUUUACAUUUUUAUAAUUAAGUCUUGUUUAAAGUUGUAUGUAUAUUUAGCUGAAGACAGCAGGUUGUCAUUCACAUGCCACACAAUUUGUAAUCUAUAGUUGUAUAUCAUCAUUAAAGUUGUUAAAGUCAUUAAAGUUGUAUAGACACUGCUAUCU